AUGAAGCAUUUGGUUGGAAAUAUAUACAAAUGUGAUGAAGUCGAAGCUGAAGAGAAAAAGCAAGGACGUAAUCGUAAGAAGUCUAAGCAAGAAACAAAGGAUAAACAAUCUAAAGCUAAACUAGCAGAAGCACUUCGACGCAAAUUGGACAUAGGACAAGCGAACCCAUAUUUUCUACUUGAUUUGCCAAUAGUACGAAACGAGAGGAUACUUCUUUCUAUCCUUAGUUCAGGGAGUGAAUUCACUGGCCAGCAGAUGUAUCACUUUAACUAA
Molecule: messenger RNA, 273 nt
Organism: Funneliformis caledonium
Lineage: Eukaryota; Fungi; Glomeromycota; Glomeromycetes; Glomerales; Glomeraceae
Source: the annotation of a GenBank genome assembly